UCUCCCAGGGGGACGCAGGACUCUACUGGUGCAGCGUCUCUGAAACCGGGACCUCCCCACAGAGCCGGCUGGGGGUCCGGAAGCAGGCUGAAGCAGCUGAUGAGGAGACUGGUCACUGGACCCCCACCACCCCCACCCACCCCAACUUCCACCCACCCCCCCGUCCUCCCCACCGGCCUCCUCCCUCUGCUCGGGGUGGUUGUUGGCGUGUUGGUGGGGGCUUCUCUGCUGCUGCUGGGGGGACUUCUUCUCUGUAGGAACCGUGGAGUCUCAGGACAGGACGCUGUGGAUCAGGACCACGGGACGUACGCUGUGGUCCAGAAGAAGCAGAAGAAAAAGAAGAAGAAAGAGUCUCGUGCAGGAGAUCCAGACCACGGGACGUACGCUGUGGUCCAGGAGAAGCAGAAGAAAAAGAAGAAGAAAGAGUCUCGUGCAGGAGAUCCAGACCACGGGACGUACGCUGUGGUCCAGAAGAAGCAGAAGAAGAAAGAGUCUCGUGCAGGAGAUCCAGACCACGGGACGUACGCUGUGGUCCAGAAGAAGCAGAAGAAGAAAGAGUCUCGUGCAGGAGAUCAGGACCACGGGACGUACGCUGUGGUCCAGAAGAAGCAGAAGAACAAAUCAAAUCUUCCAGCCUAGAGCGAACCACGGCGGCCAGAAGAAGACGUCGUCUGCUCUUCCGUGAGAAUAUCUGAGACAUGAAAUUCAGAAGCCAAAUGCUUCUUUGGCGUCCUGAUGAUCAACCGUUUGGUUCAAGACCAAAUACCUGCAAAACGAGGACAUUCCCAUCUGUCCCAGCUGUUCUUGCUCUGUGCUCUUUAGCAAACAUUAGCAUGCUAAGCUAAAGCUUAAGAUGUCAUACUGAUUGAUUGGGUCAAAGGGUGACCUGUAAGGUCGUAAAGCAUCAGGUGUUCCUCUCACAGAUGUGCUGAUGUUUUGUGUUCUGAGGGUUCUUCUCUCCUCAGAACCGCUCUUUGAAGACACAAAUGUUAAUAAAGACGUCUACAAGCAUCA
Molecule: messenger RNA, 1014 nt
Organism: Gasterosteus aculeatus aculeatus (three-spined stickleback)
Lineage: Eukaryota; Metazoa; Chordata; Actinopteri; Perciformes; Gasterosteidae
Source: RefSeq, a predicted model, not a curated record